Indicator indicator is the source of this 624-nucleotide messenger RNA. It is a transcript of the gene SAMD10, whose product is annotated as sterile alpha motif domain containing 10. Gene Ontology annotation, cellular component: cytoplasmic side of plasma membrane. The record is from RefSeq and is a predicted model, not a curated record. The transcript is spliced from 6 exons. Gene Ontology annotation, molecular function: protein binding. Lineage: Eukaryota; Metazoa; Chordata; Aves; Piciformes; Indicatoridae. Gene Ontology annotation, biological process: cell surface receptor protein tyrosine kinase signaling pathway. The coding region runs from base 1 to 624 and encodes 207 amino acids.
AUGCAGCAGGGCCGACCGUCCCUCUGCUGCGUCUCCACCAUCCGCAGCUCGCAAGGACCCCCCGAGCCAGCAGCUGCAGCCACCGCUCACCUCAGCUUCUGCCGCAGCCUCCUGGAGCACACAGUGUCUGCCGAGAACCUCAGCUACCGGCUGCAGAGGAACCCUGGCAGCAGCCGCACCUGGCACGAUGGCCGCAGCCAGCGGGCAGACAGCGGCAGGACCGUCAAGCUGCUGCGGCAGCCGGGCACCGAGGGCUCGCAGGGCCGUACCUACGAGCACUAUGGCAUCUACCACACCAGCCCCACACUGGGCAGCCUGGCCAAGCCAGUGGUGCUCUGGACCCAGCAGGAUGUGUGCAAAUGGCUGAAGAAGCACUGCCCACACAACUAUCUCAUCUACGUUGAGGCGUUCUCCCACCACGCCAUCACCGGUCGGGCGCUGCUGCGGCUGAACGGGGAGAAGCUGCAGCGCAUGGGCAUCGCGCACGAGGUGCAGCGCCAGGAGCUCCUGCAGCAGGUCCUGCAGCUCCAGGUGCGCGAGGAGGUCCGAAACCUGCAGCUGCUCAGCCAAGAUUGCACCAACACUGUGAACCGAGCACCUCUGGAAUGGGCUGUGCACCGCUGA